GUUCCUGUGAACUCUAUCAAUAUCCACUUGUCCAACCAUAGCUUUUAGGCGAUCACCGACACUGAUGACAAAGAACUUUAAGAGAAAGUGGAAACAAAGCACACAUUGAACAAAGCAGAGAAUUUUCAGGAUGCAACGGUGGAAACAGCCCACUCACCUCUCACUGUGCAAUUUAAUACAGCAUUGAAAUGACGAUGUUGUUUUGAAAAAAGCAAAGUUGUAAACUCGAGAUUUUGACGAUAUAAUGUAGAAUAUAUCGAUAUUUCACUUUAUAGGACUGUUUUAUAGAAAGCCAAUUAUAAUCUCCCAUCAUGUAUGCAACGCCAAGGAACGGGGAUGCGCUUGUGUCACGAUCUGCAGGACUCGUCGGGAACGGUCAUGAAACAUUACUUGUACAAGCCUUAUACCCGUACUCUUAUGAAAUGCAACCAGGUCGAGAGGUUUCAUUUGAAGCUGGCGAGUGUUUUAUACUGGUGGAAAAAUCUAACGAUGAUUGGUGGCAUGUAAAAAAGGGAGAGCAAGAUCUUUAUGUGCCAGCGAACUACAUGACUGAGUCCUGUAUAGAUUUCAGUGAUAGCGACACGACGGAUAGUUUGGGAGAAAAUUGUACACUUUCACCUUCAUCCGAGGAUUCAUAUCAGGAUAUUCAAGACGAAACUGCAAAUCUAGACGAAGAAGAGAGAACCACGUUUGGUAGGGAAGAUUCUGAGAGAAUAUACAUGAACGUUAAUGACAUUUCAGGUAGAAUAUACGCGAAUAUACCUGUGAAAUCUAAUGGACAGGAGCCAAGCAUGAGACGUCAUUAUUCAACUGGAGAAGAUUGUAAUCAAGCAAAUGAAAAGGCAAAGAGUGAACGCUAUCGACCAAAAUCAGCAACCUUACCUGCAGGCUGGUCAAUGGAAGUGGAUAAUGAGUCUGGGAGGACAUUUUAUUUUAACAAUAAAACAAAUGAGAGCACCUGGAGACCUCCAUCUACAAGCAGUACUGGCUCUGAAUCUCAAAAUGAUACAUCAAGAAGUUUACCAAGGGGAUGGAGGUUAGAAAGACAGGCUGCAGUUGAUGAAUAUAUGUAUAUUAAUGAGUCAAAUAAUGAAAAGUGGCAAUCAUCAAAAGAUGAGGCUGGCAGAACAUACUACUAUAACACAAAUGGAGAGACCGUUUGGGAAUUACCCACAAGUGAUAGCAAUGAAUUAUUGCAACCUGAACCUGAUGAGCAAAUUAUAAAUAAUUUAAUGCCAAGGAAUCGGAUGCGUUCAGAAGGUUCGGAGAGUGUGCUUAAGUUACGACAUAAAUCACCACAUUCACAUCUCCGCAGUUCAAGAUCUGCAUCAAUGACCGGAUUAAAUUCGCUCCAAAUUCCCUCCGCAGAAAUGAGCAGCUUUGCGAAGGGACAACGUUCGCCAUCCGAGUAUCGUUCGUCUUUAAUAAUUGGAGAUGAGUUUCCCCUACCACCUACUCUUCCUGCUUUAGAUUAUUCUAUCAAGAAAGAAGGAACUAUCAAUCGUAAGAAACUUUGCGAGAAAGGGGGCAAAAAAGUGAAAAAGACGUGGAGUCCUUGUUACGUGAAGUUAUCGUCAGCAAACAUGAUUAUGUACAAAAAUCAAAGUGCCGCACAACCGAAACCCGGAUUCACGCAUGGCCAACCUGACAGCAGUUGUGAUCUUAGAGGGGCUGUAAUUCAAAAAAUGCCCGACGAGAAUAAGAGACGAAACAUCAUGCAGAUUGCCACUGUUGCGAAAUUGUGUUUUCUGCUUCAAGUGGAUGACGUGCAUGAAUUCAGCGUGUGGUAUCAUAUGAUUGCUGAUGUCGUCAAAUAUCUGGAAGAGAAUGAACCAGUUGAUAAUGGUAUGCAAGCAAGGCUUUAUGGUGACAUCGUCCAAUCACCAAGGCCAGCUCCUCCGCCACCACCAUCUGCUGCUUUAAGAGGGUCUCUUAAGAAAGCGCGCUCAGAGGGAGACAAGAAAAACAUCAAGGAUAGAUUAAAGAAACUUAUGACGAGAAGACCGACUAUUGAAGAACUGCAAAAGAAAGGAAUACUUAAAGAUAUAACAUUUGGUUGCCAUAUUAUGAAAUUGUGUGCGAGAGAGCAGACAAAAGUUCCAAAAGUCGUGGUAGGUUGUAUAGAGGCCAUCGAAAAUAAAGGUCUAGAUUUUGAUGGUUUAUACCGAAUAUCUGGCAACGUUUCUUCGAUACAACAACUUCGAAUAACUGUGGAUCAAGAAGAGAAUGUGGAGUUCGGCGAGCGUCCAUUUGACGAUGUUCACGUAUUAUCCGGCACGUUAAAACUCUACUUCAGAGAGCUUCCCGAACCCUUAAUUCCUUUUGACGCCUAUGAUCAGUUUGUUGACGCGAUAAAGUCACCGACAAAACUAGAGAAAACUAAAGCACUUCAAAACCAAGUUAAUAAACUUCCUUCGCCAAAUCGCGAGACUUUCCGUUACCUUUACAGACAUUUAAAGAGGGUGAUGGAGAACAGCAGUAAGAACAGAAUGCACGCACACAACAUUGCUAUCGUGUUCGGUCCUACGCUGUUGGCACCGCGAGAGGAGCAGCAUGGUAACAUAGCUGUGAAUACAGUUUACCAAAACCAGAUAGUUGAAUUUAUUCUACUAGAAUAUGACCAGGUUUUAGGAAAAGACAGUUGAUUGUAUCUUAGAUACGUGUAAAUUUACUUGUAAGGUAUCAUGGAUACGUAAUUAUGUACAAAGUGUAAUGCACUCGCUAUGAGAAUAACCGACAAAUCACGUUUUACGAGUAGAAAUUACAAUGUAAUUAUAUUAAUAAUUUUCGUAAGAUCCUGUUCAUUAUGAGUCGGGCUGA
Messenger RNA from Dendronephthya gigantea, 2820 nucleotides. Its product is annotated as rho GTPase-activating protein 15-like. Bases 312 to 2645 code for a protein of 777 amino acids. Gene Ontology annotation, biological process: signal transduction; regulation of GTPase activity. Lineage: Eukaryota; Metazoa; Cnidaria; Anthozoa; Malacalcyonacea; Nephtheidae. The record is from RefSeq and is a predicted model, not a curated record. Gene Ontology annotation, cellular component: cytoplasm. Gene Ontology annotation, molecular function: protein binding. The transcript is spliced from 18 exons.